Molecule: messenger RNA, 1676 nt
Organism: Puntigrus tetrazona (Sumatra barb)
Lineage: Eukaryota; Metazoa; Chordata; Actinopteri; Cypriniformes; Cyprinidae
Gene: tmem68
Product: transmembrane protein 68
Exons: 7
Coding region: 410-1405 (331 amino acids)
Cellular component (GO): membrane
Molecular function (GO): acyltransferase activity
Source: RefSeq, a predicted model, not a curated record
GAGAGCCGGUUGAGUCAGGAAGGAAAAUAUUUAUUGAGGGCAACGGUGUCUAUUUUAUCGAGGUAUCAUAAUGUAAGUAGAUUAAGUAAAAACAUUAUUUUUUAUUCGCUUCUUCUAAAACAUCAGUCUGUACGUUUAGUUUUUCGAGCGAUCAGAUGUGUAAGUUUGAAGACGUGUGUGACAGCUUUUUAAACACGUAAAAUCUGGAGCUGUUUUAGGUUUGUUUGUCAAUGAAUGCUAUCCACUGUUCAAGUGUAACUGCAGACAGAACGGUCUUCAUGUGAAUGAUUUGUACGGCAGUCUCGCCCGUGACCGAGCGGGAGCUAACAGAAUGAACAGAUCUGCCCUUUGGCAGAUUGUUGCCUUGCUCAGCCCAUCUGCCACUGGGAGAGGCUAACAGUGAAGCAGCAUGUCCAGUGGGAAUGAGUCCUGUCUGUUUAAGAACGGAUCCAUCAGCUUCUUCUCCUGCUUAGUUCACGUCUGGGAGGAGUGGGCAGGACUCGGGCAGCUCGAGGACUACCUCAGUUUCUUGGAGUAUCUGCUAUGGGUCUUCACACCUCUAGCCAUAGUCUUCAUUCUGCCUUUUCUCAUAGUUAUCUUCCUCUAUCUGUCCAUACUCUUCCUCCAUGUAUACAAACGCAAAAACCAAUUGAGGGAAGCUUAUUCCAAUAACCUGUGGGAUGGUGCGAGAAAAACUCUGGCAACCCUAUGGGAUGGACACGGUGCUAUUUGGCACGGUUAUGAAAUCCAUGGUUUAGAAAAGAUUCCAGAUGAAGGACCUGCUCUCAUAGUCUACUAUCAUGGAGCUAUUCCCAUAGACUACUAUUACUUCCUGGCAAGUGUUAUCAUUCAAAAGGGAAGAACUUGUCAUUCGGUGGCUGAUCAUUUUCUGUUCAAGGUCCCAGGGUUUAAGCUCCUCUUGGAGGUGUUUAGUGUGAUCCACGGGCCGCAGGAGGAGUGUGUGAAGGCCCUGCGCAACGGCCACCUCCUGGGCAUCUCUCCUGGAGGAGUGCGGGAGGCCCUGUUCAGCGACGAGACCUACCCUCUGCUCUGGGGCAAACGCAAGGGAUUUGCACAAGUGGCCAUUGACUCUAAAGUGCCAGUUAUACCCAUGUUUACUCAAAACUUGAGGGAGGGAUUUCGCUCUCUUGGGACGUUAAGGUUUUACCGCUGGGUGUAUGAGAGGUUUCGUCUACCGAUAGCACCCAUUUAUGGAGGUUUUCCAGUCAAAUUUCGCACCUACUUGGGUGACCCCAUUCCAUACGACCCCAAGCUCAAUGCAGCUGAGCUGGCGGAAAAGGUGCAACAGGCAGUUCAAGCACUUAUCGACAAACACCAGAAGAUACCUGGAAACAUCCUCCGAGCUCUUCUAGAGCGAUUCCAAAGGGAGCGCAAAGAAGAUUAGCACACUUGCCUUCUCUCAGACUGAACAAAUAAAUAUGCUUUAAGCAUAAUUUAACUGAAUACUGGAGAUUUUAUAAUAUUGUUACAUUAUAAAAUUAGGAAACGUUACUGACACUGUAAUGGACGUAUCGGCAUAUAUCGCAAUGUUGCAUAUCAAAUAAUGGUGCGUGUCUUUGUAACGUCUUUUUACAUGUAGUCUUGUGCAUGUCGAAGAGUGUUUUUGUGAACUUUUUUAAUAUAUAUAUAUAUAUAUAUAUAUAUAUAUAUAUAUA